Messenger RNA from Metarhizium album ARSEF 1941, 3444 nucleotides. RefSeq names its product 26S proteasome regulatory complex, non-ATPase subcomplex, Rpn2/Psmd1 subunit. Gene Ontology annotation, biological process: proteasome-mediated ubiquitin-dependent protein catabolic process; regulation of protein catabolic process. NCBI's taxonomy places the organism in Eukaryota, Fungi, Ascomycota, Sordariomycetes, Hypocreales, Clavicipitaceae. Gene Ontology annotation, molecular function: enzyme regulator activity. The transcript is spliced from 3 exons. The record is from RefSeq and is a predicted model, not a curated record. Gene Ontology annotation, cellular component: proteasome regulatory particle, base subcomplex; proteasome storage granule; nucleus. Bases 1 to 3444 code for a protein of 1147 amino acids.
AUGCCCGGUCUCGUAUCGGCCACUGGAGUGCUGGCCUUCCUCGCUGAUGAGGAGCCUGAGCUCAAGGUUUUUGCGUUGCAGACUUUGAACGAUGAUAUUGACACUGUUUGGACCGAGGUGGCUGGCGCCCUGAACCAAAUCGAGGCACUCUAUGAAGAUGAGGCUUUCCCCGAACGACAACUCGCUGCUCUCGUUCUCGCCAAAGUAUAUUACCAUCUCCAAGCAUAUAACGACAGCAUGGCUUUCGCUUUGGCUGCUGGAGAUCUCUUUAAGCUGGACUCCCCCGGCGAGUUUGAAGAGACCAUCAUCUCCAAGUGCGUCGAUCAGUACAUUGCUACCACCGCUGCAAAGAACUCCAAACCACGUACUUCGAAGAACACCGAUCUUCCAGAACUCACAACAACCUUCUACCAUGCCUCUGACAAUGCUGUCAUGUCCCCAACAACGCCGUUUUCCCACACAACGCUGCCUCCGAAGUCUCUCCUUUCGCGUACCUCACUCGACAACACUAUACUUGAUGCCACCUUCCAGCCUGUUAUUAAGCAGGGCAGAUCCGGUUCUAUCGUCGAGCUGCCCAACCGAGAUAUUGCUGAUUCUCUACAGCGCGUUAUUGAGCGUCUGUUUUCAAGCUGCUUGAAGCAAGCCCGAUAUAGGCAAGUCGUCGGUAUUGCCGUGGAGGCCAGGAAUCUUGAAGUUUUACGGCGAGUAAUCAAGCAGGCAAGCGAAGACGAAAAGAACGCCAAGUCCAAAUCACAGGAUGGACUUCAGGGCCCAGCCGAGGAACUCAUGGAGUACACGCUUGGUAUUUGCAUGGACAUCGUGCAAGAACGAAGCUUCCGCACCGAGAUUUUGCAACUCAUUCUUGAUCUCCUGAACGACAUCCCUAAUCCCGAUUACUUUGCCAUUGCGAGAUGCGUUGUUUACCUGAAUUCAGACGACGAAGCCUCACGUAUGCUUCGGACUCUAGUUUCAAAUGGCGAUCGUACCUCCAUUGCCAACGCCUAUCAAAUAGCGUUCGACCUGCAUGACAACGGCACACAGGAGUUCCUAGGCAGGGUACUCGCAUCCCUGCCAGCUGCGAACUCUGCAAAGGAUGAUACUGAAGCCUCCGAUCAAGCUGCAGAAAAGGAGCCUCUUUUGGACCAACAGAAAAACUCCGAGGAACAAUUGCCGGAAGGUGAGACCAAGGUAUAUCGCAACAUUCGGUCAAUCCUUGACGGAUCAAAGACUAUUCGUCUAAAUCUUGAGUUCCUGUAUCGCAAUAACCACACCGAUCUUAGCAUUUUGAACAAGGUACGGGAUAGCCUUGAGGGGCGCAACUCUAUUUUCCACACCGCUGUCACCUUCUGCAAUGCAUUUAUGAACCAAGGGACAACAAACGAUAAUUUUUUCCGCGACAACUUAGAGUGGCUAGGUAAGGCUGUGAACUGGUCGAAAUUCACUGCCACAGCAGCACUUGGAGUCAUUCAUCGAGGCAAUUUGUCACAGUCUAGAAAGCUUCUUGAGCCUUAUUUGCCCCGGCAGGGAGGACUUAGCAGCGGCUCAAUCUUUAGCCAAGGUGGUGCCUUAUACGCCUAUGGUCUCAUUCAUGCCAAUCAUGGUGCCGAUGCUUUGGACUACCUUAAAGCCCAGUUCAAUCAGGCCGAGGAGGAAGUCGUUCAACAUGGUGGCGCUCUUGGGCUUGGUAUUGCCGGAAUGGCCACAGGGGAUAACGAGAUCUUUGAGAAGCUCAGAAACAUCCUUUUCCAAGACUCUGCGCUCAAUGGUGAGGCUGUUGGCCUGGCAAUGGGUCUCAUCAUGGUAGGAACAGGCAAUGUGAAGGCGCUGGAGGACAUGAUCACUUAUGCCCACGAGACAACACACGAGAAGAUUGUUCGCGGCGUUGCUCUGGGUAUGGCACUAAUCAUGUUUGGCCGACAAGAAGGGGCAGAUGUUUUGAUUGAAGGACUUCUCAACGACCCGGACCCCACGUUGCGAUAUGGUGGUAUCAUGACAGUUGCUUUGGCUUAUUGCGGAACUGGGAGCAACAAAGCCAUCCGAAAGCUCCUUCACACGGCGGUUAGCGAUGUGAAUGAUGACGUUCGUCGAAUCGCCGUCAUGAGUUUGGGCUUCAUCCUCUUCCGUAAGCCCAGCAGUGUUCCUCGAAUGGUCGAGCUCCUCUCUGAGUCGUACAACCCUCAUGUCCGCUAUGGGUCCGCCAUGGCACUGGGAAUAUCAUGCGCCGGAACUGGCCUUGAUGAGGCUAUUGACCUCCUGGAGCCCAUGAUGAAGGACCCCACCGACUUUGUUCGUCAAGGAGCUCUCAUCGCCCUCUCGAUGAUUAUGGUCCAACAGAACGAUGUCAUGAAUCCCAAGGUCUCCUCUAUCCGCAAGACGCUUAAGAAGGUUGUUGGGGACCGCCACGAAGAUGCCAUGACCAAAUUUGGCGCUGCACUUGCUCUCGGCAUUAUCGACGCUGGUGGGCGCAAUUGCACCAUCGGCCUCCAAACGCAGACUGGUAAUCUCAACAUGGCAGGAAUAGUUGGAAUGGCUGUCUUCACUCAGUACUGGUACUGGUUCCCCUUCACACACUUCCUGUCCCUGAGCUUUUCUCCGACGGCCAUCAUCGGCCUUGACCACGACCUAGAAAUGCCCGACAUUAAAUUCCAUUGCGCCACCCGCCAGAGCCUAUUUGACUACCCGCCGGAGCAAGAAGUCAAGGUUGAGGAAGGUCCUGCCAUGAUUGCCACGGCGAUCCUAUCGACAACCGCCCAAGCUAAGCGCCGAGCUCAGAAAAAGGAGCGUGCUCAGCGGCGUGAGAGUAUGGAUGUUGAUCCUGCACCUGCCAAGAGUGGUGAUAAGAUGGAUGUUGAUGACGAGAAGAAGGAAGAUUCCAAGGACAAGAAGGACACUGAUGAUCAGGAUAUUGCUUCCGCCGAAACUAAGAAAAAGCCCGAAAAGGAGAAGGUGGGCUACGACAUCGAGAAUAUGAGUCGUGUUUUGCCGGGACAAUUGAAGUACGUCAGCUUCCAAGCUGGGCGAUACAAGCCAGUCAAAAAGCCUACCGGCGGCCCGCUGCUCCUCGACGAUACCCAACCAGACGAGCCAAAAUCACUCAUUGAAGAGAAACUCAAGAAGGCCACAACAGAGCGCGCUCCGGUAGCAGGGCAGAGCCGAGGCGGCGCUGCCGGUCGAUCCGGUGGGCAGGCCAGGUCCUUGCUGGAAGGGCUUGUUGACCCGGCACGUGGUACUGGCAGUAGUCAGGUGAUGGGCCAGCUUCUCCGUGGCACAGGGUCAUUUUUGGGUGACCCCCAAACGCCUAGCGGAAACAUCGGAACCGGCGGCGGAGCCGCCGCUGCAGCCGGUGUCCUGACUGCUGUCGAUGAGGAUGCUGAAGGAGAUGAGGAGGCGCAGACACCAGGUGAAUUUGACUAUUUCACCGAGGGCGAGGACAACGAGGAAUAG